Condylura cristata (star-nosed mole) is the source of this 3383-nucleotide messenger RNA. It is a transcript of the gene SLC4A1, whose product is annotated as solute carrier family 4 (anion exchanger), member 1 (Diego blood group). Gene Ontology annotation, molecular function: solute:inorganic anion antiporter activity; monoatomic anion transmembrane transporter activity; bicarbonate transmembrane transporter activity. The transcript is spliced from 20 exons. Bases 97 to 2853 code for a protein of 918 amino acids. Gene Ontology annotation, biological process: regulation of intracellular pH; monoatomic anion transport; bicarbonate transport. The record is from RefSeq and is a predicted model, not a curated record. NCBI's taxonomy places the organism in Eukaryota, Metazoa, Chordata, Mammalia, Eulipotyphla, Talpidae. Gene Ontology annotation, cellular component: plasma membrane; basolateral plasma membrane.
GCAGAAGGUCUUCGGGGGACCCCAGGCUUGUGAGCAGGGGCCGCCGUGGGUUAUGCUGGAGGGGCUGACAGCCGACAGUCACAUCCACACCGCGCCAUGGGGGAUUCGCAGGAGGAUUACGAGGAGGGGCUGGAGGAGAUUCUAGAACAGGAGGAAUAUGAAGACCCAGGAGCACCUGUGCCCCAGAUGGAGGAGCCAGAAGCUCAUCCCACCGAGUCAACAGCCACAGACUAUCAAACUACAUCACACUCGGGCACCCACGAGCUCUAUGUGGAGCUACAGGAGCUGGUGAUGGAUGAGAAGAACCUGGAGCUGUGCUGGAUGGAGGCAGCACGCUGGGUGCGGCUGGAGGAGAACCUGGGGGAGAGCGGGGCCUGGGGCCGCCCGCACCUGUCCUACCUCACCUUCUGGAGCCUCCUGGAGCUACAGAGAGCCUUUGCCAAGGGUUCUGUCCUGCUGGACCUGCCGGAGACCUCCCUGGCCGGGGUGGCCAACCAGCUGCUGGACACGUUCAUCUACGAGGAGCAGAUCCGGCCCCAGGAUCGAGAUGAGCUGCUGCGGGUCCUGCUGCUCAAACACAGCCACGCCGGAGACCUCGGGGCCCUGGGGAGCGUGAAGCCCGCGGUCCUGAUGCGUUCUGGGGAGCCCUCACAGCCUCUGCUCCCCCAAGCCCCUUCGCUGGAGACACAGCUCUUCUGUGAACAGGGAGAGGGGGGCACAGAAGGGUGCUCACCAUCUGGAAUUCUGGAGAAGAUCCCCCCGGAUUCAGAGGCCACCCUGAUACUAGUGGGCCGCGCCGCCUUCCUGGAGCGCCCGGUGCUGGGCUUCGUGAGGCUGCGGGAGGCCAUGGAGCUGGAGGCCCUGGAGCUGCCGGUGCCUGUGCGCUUCCUCCUCGUGGUGCUGGGGCCCGAGAGACCCAGCACCAACUACACCCAGCUGGGGCGGGCGGCUGCCACCCUCAUGUCAGAGAGGGUGUUCCGCACGGAGGCCUACCUGGCCCAGAGCAGGGGAGAGCUGGUGCAGUCCCUGGAGGGCUUCCUGGACUGCAGUCUGGUGCUGCCUCCCACGGACGCCCCCUCCGAGCAAGCCCUGCUCAGCCUGGUGCCCGUGCAGCGGGAGCUGCUGCGGAGACGCUACCUGCCCAGCCCCGCCAAGCCCGACCCUAGCUUCUACAAGGGUCUAGACUUGAAUGGGGGUCCAGGGGUCCCCGGUGGCCCAGAUGACCCUCUGCAGCGGACAGGCAAUCUCUUUGGGGGCCUGGUACGUGACAUCCGGCGCCGUUACCCCCGCUAUUUGAGUGACAUCACGGACGCACUCAGCCCCCAGGUCCUGGCUGCCGUCAUCUUCAUCUACUUUGCUGCCCUGUCGCCGGCCAUCACCUUCGGCGGCCUCCUGGGAGAGAAGACCCGGAACCUGAUGGGGGUGUCGGAGCUGCUCAUCUCCACCGCCGUGCAGGGCAUUCUCUUCUCCCUGCUGGGGGCACAGCCCCUCCUCGUGGUCGGCUUCUCGGGGCCCCUGCUCGUGUUUGAGGAAGCCUUCUUUUCGUUCUGCGAGAGUAACAAACUGGAGUACAUCGUGGGCCGCGUGUGGAUCGGCUUCUGGCUCAUCCUGCUGGUGGUGCUGGUGGUGGCCUUUGAGGGCAGCUUCCUGGUCCGCUUCAUCUCCCGCUACACCCAGGAAAUCUUCUCCUUCCUCAUCUCCCUCAUCUUCAUCUUUGAGACCUUCACCAAGCUGAUCAAGAUCUUCCAGGACCACCCGCUGCAAAAACAUUACGAGCACAAUGUCACAGUCAUACCCAAGCCCCAGUCCCCCCUGCCCAACACGGCUCUGCUCUCCCUUGUGCUCAUGGCCGGGACCUUCUUCUUAGCGAUGACGCUGCGCAAGUUCAAGAACAGCUCCUACUUUCCCGGCAAGCUGCGACGUGUCAUCGGGGACUUUGGGGUUCCCAUCUCCAUCCUCAUCAUGGUUGUGGUGGACUCCUUCAUCCAGGACACAUACACGCAGAAACUCAGCGUGCCCGAAGGCCUCACUGUGUCCAACCCCUCGGCCCGGGGCUGGGUCAUUCACCCCCUGGGCUUGUACACCCCGUUCCCCAUCUGGAUGAUGUUUGCCUCGGCCCUGCCCGCCCUGCUCGUCUUCAUUCUCAUCUUCCUCGAGUCCCAGAUCACCACGCUGAUUGUCAGCAAACCGGAGCGCAAGAUGGUCAAGGGCUCCGGCUUCCACCUGGACCUGUUGCUGGUCAUGGGCAUGGGCGGGAUAGCUGCCCUCUUUGGCAUGCCCUGGCUCAGUGCCACCACUGUGCGGUCUGUCACCCAUGCCAAUGCCCUCACGGUCAUGGGCAAGGCCAGCACCCCAGGGGCCGCAGCCCAGAUCCAGGAGGUCAAGGAACAGAGGAUCAGCGGCCUCCUGGUCUCCGUGCUCGUGGGCCUGUCCAUCCUCAUGGGACCCAUCCUGUCCCGCAUCCCCCUGGCUGUGCUGUUUGGCAUCUUUCUCUACAUGGGGGUCACCUCCCUCAGCGGCAUCCAGCUCUUCGACCGCAUCUUGCUUCUGCUCAAGCCGCCCAAGCACCACCCAGAUGUGCCCUACGUCAAGCGGGUGAAGACCUGGCGCAUGCACAUGUUCACGGCCAUCCAGAUCGUCUGCCUGGCGGUGCUGUGGGCGGCCAAGUCCAGCCCCACCACCUCGCUGGCCCUGCCCUUCAUCCUCAUCCUCACCGUGCCGCUGCGCCGCCUGCUGCUGCCCCUCAUCUUCAGGAACCUGGAGCUCCAGUGUCUGGACGCUGACGACGCCAAGGCCACCUUCGACGAGGAAGACGGACAGGACGAAUAUGAUGAGGUGCCCAUGCCUGUCUGAGGGGAGGGGCCAGGGCCCCCUCCGCCACCCCCUUCCACACUCCCCCAGGAAAACCUGAAGUUCACGGACACCUCCCGGCUUCCCAGACUCCUCCUGGGGCAGCAGCUGAGGCCCGGAGGCUGUGGGGAGGGGAUACAGGGGUGUCUGGGAAAUCUUCCCCAAUGGGUAGAAUGGCCACUUUAGGGGGUCUGCUAUGCAGUCCCUCCUGCUGCCACACUGAGGAAACCCUGUGCUGGAGAACAUAGACCUGGGCCCAACUCCUGUGGCACAUACGGAGCAGCAGUGAGGGUGACGUGGGGGCGCUCCAGCCCCUGCAAGCUGUGUGGCCGCGGGCAGCCCCUCGCCCCCUGCUGUAAAGCAGGUCCACUGGUGAUGACAGCGGGUCCAGCACGGUGGCUGAGGACCUCGGAUAAAUGUGAAAAGGGGUUUGUAAACCCUGAAAGGCCACAGUGCAGUCGGCGUCACUCAUCUGCACCUGCCACGCAGCUCCCGAGCCCCGCCCUGGGCUUCAGACCAGUCUCCUGACUCCA